AUGGCCAGCAGAGGUAUGCCAAGGUGCUUGUUGUGGGUCGGUGAGUUGGUUGACACCGGGAAGUUACACGCAGACCCUGUGAGCGACACACUCUAUCUGCGGCUUGCAGGCUUGGAUGCAGUAAUAGACAAGACACAGACAAGGAGCACUGCCGUGAAGAUUUUACUGCCAGUUUUAGGAAGUAGUGUCCUGAUACUCGUGUGCAUUUCCCUUGCAUGGUUGAAAUCCAAAGGUGCGUUUAGUUUACAUUCUUUACCUUCCCGAAACAUUCAAGUUUGUCUAUCUAUUGUACCCCCAUUCCAUGAAAGCUUUAUAAACCCAAUGAAGAUGCAAAUCCAUGCUGGUAAUGCGGUGAUGGUAAUUCAUCAAUAG
Molecule: messenger RNA, 372 nt
Organism: Triticum turgidum subsp. durum (durum wheat)
Lineage: Eukaryota; Viridiplantae; Streptophyta; Magnoliopsida; Poales; Poaceae
Source: the annotation of a GenBank genome assembly